AUGGAUCCUUUCCUGUCACUUCCCGCUGAGCUUCAGGUUCAAAUUCUGACCCAACUCCAGACAAGCAGCCUCCACCAGAUGAUCAGGGCGUCGCCGGCCAUGCUGCAUGAGUAUACGCAUUCCAAGAGCUACAUUGCCGGGGUGUUUAUAUCAAAAGACUUUGACGAUGAGCUCAUGCAAGAUGCCAUGGCGGUUCUGACCUUCCCGGAUCUGGAUGCUCCCGAUUAUCCCCAUGAGGCCGUUGAACAUCACCUCGAGAUGUGGGCGUCGAAGCAGUUGUCCAACCCCCUCGAGACACAUGACCAGGAGGCCAUAGAGGACCUGGAAAGGCUACGUAUUCGACUUCGCAUCUUCAUGGGAGACUACGUAGCCAAAGCAAUAGCUCGUGUCCCUUUCCGCCAGUACCGCCAGCUUCCGACCCCUUCACCAACCCAGGCUGGCAUUUUCGACGUUGACCGGUUGAGCGACUCGGAGCGGAGAAGAUUCUUCCAGGCCUUCUUGAGGUACGAGCUUCUCUCCAAAAUCUACAGCCAGACGUGUAGUCUCGGCUUGUACUGGCGCUGGAAUUGGAAGAAGCUCUGGGAGGUUAGAGACGUUCGUGUUGGACCGCACUGGGAGGUGGAGGCACUUCUUUGCGUCCACAACUACCUCGAAUCGCUCUACGGGGCCAUGAUUAUUCGUUGCAACGAUGCCAUGGCACGAGAGAAACGUUCCCCUUUUCGACGACAAUGGGAUGGGUACGACACUCACUGGAACCCUGAAUACUCCCCGUGUCUAUCUAAGAGCGAGGCCCGCGUCGCGGGUACCUUGGCGCAUCACGGCCUUGACCUCGUCUCCAGCAUACUUGGAGUCGCCAACACUGGCAUCGGUGGCUGCCGUCGUCUUGGGUCAUGGUUUAAAGCCUUCAACACCGAGGUCCACAACCGUUCCGUUGAUUCCUUGCCCAACACCGACCUGGGCACCACAACUCACGAGGCACCGGGCUUGUACAAGAAGUUGCUCGGCUACUCAUUGUUGGAUACCUUCAUGAACUCGGAACUUUACAGACAGCGAGCCUGGGCCUUCUUUGAUGAUGAUCGGUUCAUGCCUAACCGUGACACAUGGGAACUGUUUUCGGGUGAUGUCUGGCAGGAUGAUAUACGGAACAAUAUCCCGUAUGAUCACUUCAAGGGGCAGGCGGAGACCUUGGACGACGAUAGCGACGAUUACUCGGAGGAGACAAGGGGCCAUGGGAAGAGAGUCGUUCUAGGACCGCGACGGUUCUUUGCGAGACAGCUGGAGGGCGAGUUGGUUGUUUUCUGGCCCAGCUCAACAUCCCACAACUGUACCUUUAUGCACUCUGGCCUUGGUGCCUAUGCAGGGCCCCUUGGAGGGAGUAUUACAACCGCGCCCACAGUGGUAGACGAUGGCCAAGUAAGCAUUGCGAACCAGCAUGAUGUUAGAGAGCGAGAGCGCUUCUAA
This is a messenger RNA of Fusarium vanettenii 77-13-4, 1461 nucleotides long. RefSeq lists its product as uncharacterized. The transcript has 2 exons. Lineage: Eukaryota; Fungi; Ascomycota; Sordariomycetes; Hypocreales; Nectriaceae. The record is from RefSeq and is a predicted model, not a curated record. The coding region runs from base 1 to 1461 and encodes 486 amino acids.